Molecule: messenger RNA, 6727 nt
Organism: Salmo salar (Atlantic salmon)
Lineage: Eukaryota; Metazoa; Chordata; Actinopteri; Salmoniformes; Salmonidae
Product: ceramide kinase
Biological process (GO): ceramide metabolic process; phosphorylation
Molecular function (GO): ceramide kinase activity
Source: RefSeq, a predicted model, not a curated record
UUGAAAUAAUGUUUAUUAAUUAUGAAGUUAUGAAAAAUACUGAUAACAUUCCACCAAUGAGGCAACUAGAGGACGAUUUGGUCAUUUGACUGCAGGAAACUACUAUAAGGAAUUUGAAAUGAUUUAUAAUUAUACUUUUGAUACUAAAGUAUAUUUUAGCAAUUACAUUAACCUUUGAUACUUAAGUAUCUUAAAAUCAAAUACUUAAAAACAUUUACUCAAGUAGUAUUUUACUGGGUGACUAACACAUUAACUUGACUCAUUUUCUAUUAAGGUAUCUUUACUUUUACUCAAGUAUGACAAUUGUGUACUUUUUCCACCACGUAAUAGUUGCUCUCAGAGCAAGCUGUCCGUCAUUUCAAAAUGUCUCUCCAGCACCAAAAUUAGAAUACGUCGUGACGCUAUGCGUAAUGUUUAGUUCGUCCCCUAUGGUGAAUGAAGAAUCCGCUAUCCAAUUGUGGCACUGCCGUUGUCGAAAACAGCAACAUUGUUUCCUUCUGUAGACAAAGGUGCCUCGACAACCCGAUAAAUUACUGAAUAGUCAUCCAGUUCUGUGGCUUCUUGGUGAAGACAUGGAAAAACAACCGAGGUUGUUGGCAUCCCAACUCCUACUGAAAAACAGCUUAUUCGAAGUGUCGUUAAACCGUGUGCUUCUGACAUGGAAAGAGAUUCCGACCAAGAAAAAACGCGUUUCUGGGGGCAUACAUCACCCAUUUAAAGUCGCUGGUCCGCGUAGUGCGACUGCGGCCCUGGCUUGGAUAGCCUCGCUAUGUCGGGUCAAUUGGAUGGCACACAAUUUGGCCUCGGAGUUCUUCUUUAUGAGCUGGCUGACAUUUUUCAUCACCUCACAAGGUACCAGCCACGGUGUGUCAGUGUCUGAGAUCCUAGCAGUCAGGGAGCUCGACGUGGACAGCGGGAGGAAAGAUGACGGCAGGUGGCAGAAAAUGCCUCAGAAAUCGACUGAGGCCUAUCCAUAUGCAUUCACAGUGUCCUAUGUGGAGAGAGCAUGGCAGCACCGCUGGCGGUGUAGUGACGUCACCUUUCACUGUCUAGAGGGGGCACUGUGUCAGCAGUGGGUCCAGACCAUCAGAGAGCAGCUCACAGCACUGACCAGCAGACCCAAGCAUUUGCUGGUGUACAUCAACCCCUAUGGGGGCAAGCAGCAAGGCGAGCGUAUUUACGAGCAGAAAGUCGCCCCUCUCUUCACCCUUGCCUCCAUCUCCACGGACGUGAUUGUUACAGAGCAUGCCAAUCAUGCCAGGGACCACCUGAGGACAGAGGCUGAGUUGAAGCAAUAUGAUGGAGUGGUGUGUGUGGGCGGGGACGGCAUGUUCAGUGAGAUGGUUCACGGCCUGGUCUCCAGGACCCAGAGGGACAACGGCGUGGACCAGAACAGCCCGGAGGAGAAGCUGGUACCCUGUACUCUGCGCAUCGGCAUUAUACCCGCAGGUUCGACGGACUGCAUCUGCUAUGCAACUGUAGGCAUCAACGACCCUGUGACCUCGGCCUUACACAUCAUAGUGGGAGAUGCCCAGCCAAUGGACGUGUGCUCGGUCCAUCACAACAACACAUUCCUGAGGUACUCUGUGUCCUUGCUUGGGUAUGGUUUCUAUGGCGACGUGCUGGCAGACAGUGAAAGGAAACGAUGGAUGGGACCAGCCAGAUACGACUUUUCAGGUUUUAAGACGUUUCUCACACAUCACUACUAUGAAGGGACUGUGUCUUUUCUACCUGCAACUGACAUAUUGGGAACUCCACGAGACAAGACCAGGUGUAGAGCUGGGUGCUUCAUAUGCCAACACAACGGACAGCUGUAUUCCGAGGAUGCCCCAGAGAUUUGCGAGACUGAUCCAGAUGUUUCAGACAGUGAAUACAAAGGGGGGUGGCGGGUGAUCAGAGGGAAGUUCCUGGCCAUCAACGCGGCCAGUAUGAGCUGUGCCUGUCCCCGUAGCCCCAAGGGCCUGUCCCCCGCUGCCCACCUCGCUGACGGCACCACCGACCUAAUCCUUGUACGCAAGUGCUCCCGAUUCAACUUCCUGCGCCACCUGCUACGCCACACCAGCAAAUACGACCAGUUUGACAUGACCUUUGUAGAAGUGCACCGUGUGCGGCGCUUCCGCUUCACGCCACGCUACUGCCAAAGUGACUCCGAGUUGGACCUGAGGGAGAAUGGCAAGAGGCUCUUCAGCCAGAUCUGCCGAGACCACCCGGCCUGCAGCUGUAGCCCUGCCUACAGCAGCUGGAACUGUGACGGCGAGAUCCUCCCCCAUGCUGCCAUUGAAGUCGGAGUGCACUGCCAGUUGAUCAAGCUGUUUGCGCGAGGGAUCGAAGAGCAGCCUGUGUUUGAGGACCUUCCCAACCCGUGUGCAGUAUAGAUCCCCCAUCUGCUGCCCUACCCUAUGAAAGUCACUGGAACAGUCCGACUGCAUUUCAAAGGCUACUGCUGUCAUAUCCUUACCCCUGUGCACUACCUUUUUCUGAUGUACUUUGAGGUCUUUCAGACAUCUUUUCUGGGGCCAUUUUUGUUUGUCUGUCACAUUUUAGAGGUCACAAGUUCACAGGUCAAAGAGUACUGGUGAUGGUACACUUACAGAGAGGUUCACUAUCCACAUCCACUAUACUGAAGAAGAAAUCAUAAAUACUAAGCGGUAUUGAAUGUAGUUCUUUUCCGCUCUCCUUUUUCAAUAGAGCGAUGUUAACCUAGCAAUUAACAUGCUGUUCAACAUUUAUAGAACUCCUCUUUGCACGUUUUACAAUGUAUGCUGCUCCAAAUUAUGAAUAACUGUUACAACGUUUUGUUUAUUUAUUCAUUUAGAGAAAAACAUUUAAUUAGAGGAUGUUUGAAUUUUGCUAGCUGCUUGCACUUUUGUUUCAAAUAGGCCGUAUGCGUUUUGACCUUAUAAGCAAUGCCUUGUUAGAAGUUAUUUCACAGCACCUAAAAGGCAUGAAUUUGAAUACAUAUGUAUUGAUGGUCGGAUAUUGGGUGAACCAGAACUCUCUAGGGCAGUGUUUCCCAACUCCAGUCCUCAAGUACCCCCAGCAGUACAUUAUUUUUAUUGUGGCCCCGAACAAGCACAACUGAUUCUACUUUGACAAUUGAACCAGGGGCCUCAUUUAUCAACCGUGCAUACAUGUCUUACUUAGUUCUGAGGUACGUGGAGAUUCUAGGAUUGUUGUCAUUGUUAAAUCAGAGCCAUACUAUAUUUGUGGGCUUGUGAACGAGCACUAAAACCUGACUUGGAAAACGCCCCUCCAUUCACAUUUUAUGGUAAGAAAAAUUCCCAGAUUUGCUGUAUGUUUUGGAGAUUCUGGAGCUGAGCCAGGAUAGUUUCUAAAAAGAAAUCGCAAUAGCACAUUUCAUCACAUUCCUGUAGAUGUGUGUGCAGAAUGUAUUUUUUUUUUAAAUCUUGUGCAGUGACAUAUGCCUCCUAUCGCGAGUGCCAAAAACUGUCCAUGCGUACUGCAAGAUUGAUUGUCCUUUCAAACAAUUUAAAAGUAAAUGCUACAGCCCACACUUCUAUGCAAAAUGCUAAUUGUUGUUCAAUAUUUUGUUUAUCAAUAGAUGAUUGUGUUUCUAUCUCCUGCCUUGGUAUAGGCUCUGAGAUGAAUAGGCUAUUAUGUCUCGCUCCUGUCGCAAAGCAAUACUGUGGCCUACACAUACUGUCAUAUAGGCUACCGGUCUAUUUACUUUUGAGCAUGGUUGGCUAUUGAAUGAGUGAUGGAUAAAUGGAAGCCUAAUAUUUGUUGCGUAGCGGGAAUAAACCAGUCAUCAGAAAAGGAGAGAUGUCCUGCAAUAUGAUUUAGGUAUAUAUAAUAAAAGUUAAAGAAAUAUAUUAGGCAACAUGCUGCUAUGCGAUCUUCAUACCAAUGGCAAAUGCAUCUGUGUUAUCAUUAGACCAACUUUUUAAUGUUUUUGUUCGCCUAACAUUCUUAGAAUUCCUGUGCAUCAAACACCUCAAUUUCCCCCAAAAUAACCAAUAUUUGCUUGCAAUACCACUAGAUCAACCACUAGAAGUUGCAUGGUUUGAGAUUUGCGUGGAGCUAUGCACGCUUUCCCAUCAUGUUCAAAAUGGGUAAAUACCAAUCUUUUUGGGAAAACUGGCGGAUGCAAGGUUUAUUCUUCUUUGUGCGCACGCAUUUUGAUAAAUGAGGCUGCAGUUGUAUUUGUCUGGGGCUACAACAAAAAUGUGUGCUGUUGGGGGUACUCGAAGACAGGAUUUGGGAAACACUGCUCUAGGGGUACCAGAUACCAGCCAGACUCUCACCUUAGAGAAGUUAGAUAUUUGUUUUAAAUUUACAAACAAAUCUGAAUUUUGAAUGUAAAUGGCAUGUUUUUGAAGGGUCCAGACACUUUUUUUUUUUUCACGUGUUUGUGAGAAACCCCAAAAAGUGAUUCAAUUCCUCAUCCUCGUUGUGCAAUACGGGUGCUCUGAAAAAAAAAACAUGAGUAAAUGCUCCAAAUGCGUAAUCUUUUAAACGAAAAUGCUCUCAGUAUAGUAAUGCAGGUCUUUAGAUAUUGUACACAUGUGAUUGUGUCAUUCUGAACUUUUCCGCAACGUUAUAUUCAAUUUUGUGAGACUAGCGUUUCCCAUAUCCAGUUGUUCCAUUAUCCAUGUAGCCUGCUGCUAGAAUGGACGGAGAGGUAUCACUCCAGUCGCAACAAAAUGGAAUAUAACGUUGCGAAUAAAGUUCAGAAUGACACAACUUCAUGUGUACAAUAUUGGAAUUUGGCUUCUAGGUACCCUCGUUAAGGCCAGAAGUCACUAAAGCAGGUCUUAGUAACUGGUAUCUGGGCCUUUGAGCCAUAAAAUUGGCCAAUGGUGUCCUUAAGCGAUUAAGAUGUUUCAAAUGUGUAGUCUAUUCAACCCCUCCUCUGGUGGUAGAUUUUCUGCGAAUCUUUUAGAGGAACGUGUCCAUCUCCCCUCUAUCCAAAUGUCUAUCUAAUAAAUCUUUAAAAAUAGAAGUUGUUCACGUCAUCUUUUCCAUACAGCAUUUCUCCACACCUUGAACUGUUUUCAAUUCGAAAGACCUCACUAUACUGGGAGCUUUCCGGUUUCUAAAAGGACUUAUUUGGAGCAUUUUGUCAUGCUUUCUCAGAGCUCCUGUACUGCACAACAAGGAUGAGGAAGUGAAUUGCUGGUUGGGGUAAAAAAAUAGAGACAUAAAAAAAUACAUUGUCCUUUAAUGUGACAUUGAAACAAACCAUCACCAAAUCUAAUGGUACACAAAAUGUCCAGACUGGCAAGAUUCACAUGGGAUGCUGAAAACUCAACAAUGUAGCUCACCAUAAAAAUAGUAGCUUUAGGCACAUUUUACCAAGCGAUCUGCCAUAUCUGAGGUAUAGCAGUUAAAGGAAAAUUGCACCCAAAAACUAUCUUUUGACAUUUGUUUCAUUAGUCCAUUGUUGAUAUUGUCUCAAUGUUUUGCAUGUCAGCAAUCAAGUUUUCAAGAUGUAUAACUUUCAAAAUACAGAAAUACAGCCGAUAUGAUGCAUUUUGCAUCAACUCAUGCGUUUUGCAUCAUACGGCUGUAUUUCUGAUUUUGAAAUUUAAGAUGUCUAACUUGAUUGCUGACAUGCAAGACAUUUUGGGACUAUAUCAAACAAUGUACUAAUGAAGCAAAUACUGAAAGAUUGUUUUUGGGUGGAGUUUCCCAAAAAGGUUACUGGUUCGAUUCCCCGACUAGUUGAGAAAUCUGUUGAUUUUUUUUUUUCCUUGAGCAAGGAACCAUAAUUUCUCCUGUAAGUUGCUCUGGAUAAGAGCAUCUGCUAAAAUUACAAAAAAUUGAAACGCUGUCAGAAAACAGUGUUUGGUGCUUGGUGCCCUGCAUAUCAUAUAAUCCCGUGCUGCACAUACUAUGCUGGGUGUCACUGCCCUCCGCACUGUCACGCUGGUCUUGCUGCUGCGGACUAGGAAAAUUGUAGCAGUUGCUGAACGUGAAUAUGCUGUGACAACAGUGACUAGCAAACACCACAUGGCUGUUUGCUAGUCUCAACUGUAUGCUACGGUGACGUAGCUUGGUUUAGACUCAUUGUGCAGUGAUUUUUUACUUUGGCAUCCUCAUUUGUGAGGAAUCUUGGCUGCUUUCACAAUUCCUUUCUGACCAUGCACUCUCCUCUCUGAAUUGUCCACCAGGCAGCCAUCAGGCAGAUGGUCGUCCAUCCAUCCAAGAUCCUUUUAGCUUUAGCUCGGCGGAACAGAAUUACGCCGAUUCAUCAUCCACAGUGACAUACACCCCUCCACCAGCACUAGGCACCCAUUCAGUUUGGCUCACUUCCAGGCCCAUUAGAAACUCUAUCAGCGGGGCCACUCUUAAUGCUGCAUUCUUAAUCUUGGAGGUGCCCCCCUCAUUUAUGCCGACCCGCUUUACAUUAUAGGAGUGCUGACUGUAGCAGAGUGCGGCUCCCCUAUGGAGGGGAGAGCAGUGUGCGUGUGUCUGAGAGGCCAUUACUCCACUAGAAAUUGUGGGGCCCUAGUCGUCACCCCUAAGGAGUGUGUGUGUGGUGUCAGUACAGCGCUAUAGGAAGUGCAGUGUAAACGCAGCCACGGCAUGGCAGAGGAGGCUUCAUGAGGCUCAGCACUGCGUAGCACUGAUCAACUCUGUCUUGUAAGGGUUCUCAGUGCAAGAGUAAUGACACCACACACACACACACCGCAGACUCUCGUUUAGGUUACAACUGAUAUCCUGAUUUAUUGGUAUGUUUUUACCAAUAAAACCCUAAACAAGC